AGGAGCCGCUGAGCUGCAGUGUGUUUUAUUCUCUGUCCGCAUCAGCUGGUGUCUGACGGGAAUAAAGCGUCAGCUGGGAUAAAAAUACAUUAAUUUACCCCCAACACCCCGCUUCUCGUCCUGCUGCUCCACCUGAACCACGUCGUUGAAACACCGACCGUCUGAAGGAGGAUCAGCAAACAUGUUCUACACCUGUGGUCCCAACGAGGCGAUGGUGGUUUCAGGCUUCUGUCGCUCUCCUCCACUGAUGAUAGCCGGAGGCCGAGUGUUCGUCGUCCCCUGCGUCCAGCAGAUCCAGAGGAUUUCCCUGAACACUCUGACCCUGAAUGUGAAGAGCGAUAAAGUCUACACCCGUCAUGGAGUUCCCAUCUCUGUCACUGGGAUCGCUCAGAUGAAAAUCCAGGGUCAGAAUAAACAGAUGCUGGCUGCAGCUUGCCAGAUGUUCAUGGGGAAGUCGGAGCCUGAGAUCGCUCAGAUCGCCUUGGAGACUCUGGAGGGACACCAGAGGGCCAUCAUCGCUCACCUGACUGUAGAGGAGAUCUACAAGGACCGCAAGAAGUUCUCAGAGCAGGUCUUCAAGGUGGCGUCCUCUGACCUGGUCAACAUGGGCAUCAGCGUGGUCAGCUACACGCUCAAAGACGUCCAUGACGACCAGGAUUAUUUGCAUUCGCUUGGAAAAGCUCGAACAGCGCAGGUUCAGAAAGACGCUCGCAUUGGAGAGGCACAGAACAAGAGAGACGCUGUGAUCAGGGAAGCUCAUGCAAUGCAGGUGAAAGUAUCGGCUCAGUACAAGAAUGAGAUUGACAUGGCGAAGGCUCAGAGGGACUACGAGCUGAAGAAGGCAGCCUAUGAUACUGAAGUGAACACGAAGAAGGCUGAGUCAGAGAUGGCCUACCAGCUUCAGGUAGCGAAGACGAAGCAGCGCAUCGAGGAGGAGAAGAUGCAGGUCCAGGUGGUUGAGCGGACGCAGCAGAUCACGCUGCAGGAGCAGGAGAUCACCCGCAGGGAGAAGGAGCUGGAGGCCAAGGUGAAGAAACCUGCCGAGGCUGAGCGCUACCGCUUGGAGAAGCUGGCUGAGGCUCACCGUCUUAAGUUGAUCAUGGAGGCAGAGGCGGAAGCUGAGUCCAUAAGGGUUAAAGGCGAGGCUGAGGCGUUUGCAGUGGAGGCCAAGGGUCGCGCUGAAGCAGAGCAGAUGGCGAAGAAGGCUGAAGCUUUCCAGGAGUACAAGGACGGAGCCAUGGUGGACAUGCUGCUGGAGAAACUGCCUCUGAUGGUUGAAGAGAUCAGCAGGCCUCUGUGUCAAGCCCAGAAGAUUACCAUGGUGUCCAGCGGCGGCGGAGAGGUUGGUGCAUCCAAACUGUCUGGAGAAGUUCUGGACAUCAUGACCCGCCUGCCUGACACGGUGGAGAAACUGACCGGGGUCAACAUCUCUCAGGUGAAUUCUCGUACCGGCUGAAGAGAAUCAACCAAACCAGUGACCAGGCAGAUCUACUCUCCUACUGUGUUAUCAGCUGCCUGGAUUCCUUGCAUGAGUCUCUCAUCACAGCUUAGUUUCUCUGCUCCCGUCCGCUGGUUUGUGAUGUUGCUGUGUUGUGAAAACACUUUCUGUCUGUUUUUUGCUCACUGACGACUAGUUCUAUCUGAGCUAAAGCCUUGUGUUACUGUGGCUGCAGUUACAUUUAUACUGACUUCACGCUCACUGGUACUAAAUCCCUUCAGCAUGAAGCAUUCAAAUGACAGUACUUCCUAUUUAUUGUUUUUUUUAUUUCUGGACUGUGAUGUGAUUUACACUCGCCUCACCAGAUUUUAAUGUGCACUGAAACAAGUAACAAAUAUAACUGCAGUCCCUUUUUGUCUUAGAUUCCUUUUUUCUAACCUGUUUUAUAUCAUUUUCACCCUUCUUUUCUCUUUGUCACGUUGUGUGUUUGUGUCACAAUAUUAAGGAAGUUUUUAUCUGUCCUGUUUUGUCUUAGUCUCCUCCCAUUGUCUGUUUACCUUUAAUGUCUUCUCCAUUCCUGUCUGCGUCCACUGCCUUGCUGCCAAACCUUAAGUGCAUCUUAGCAUGAAAGUCUAAUACAAACAUGCAUCCAGAACCUUCAUGCACUAAUGCUACUAACAUUACAUAUUCUGAUAGGAGACCAAACCACAGCCUGCAGUUUUAACCAUCAGUUCUUUUUCAUAAUUUAUUUCUGACCGAAUUCACAUUUAAUCUAUGAAGUGUUUAGGAUAAUCAUUUUGUCCGUGCAUAACUCUUUAAAGCUGUUAUUGAUGGUUGCAAGUUAACAGCUACUGAAAACUGUGGUACCAUCUGUAAAUCUGUAUGACAUUGGUUUGUGUUAUAUAUUUUGGAAUCUGUCAUCUUUUUUUAGUUUGAUAUAUGAUUUUUCGGAUUUUAGGAGUAGAAUUUCAUAAGGACACUUUGCUUAAGGCGUACCAGUACAUGCAUUAAAAAGCUGUGUUGCUAAUAUGACUCUAUGUGAUGCAUGUUCACUAACUCUAACACAUCUUCAGUACAAUCUUUGCUAACUUCAUGUUCAUUACUAAGCACUCUGUAUCAUACACGAUUGUUAUCUGACUGAACUAUUUCUAUUCAUUUAUUGUAGGAGCACUGUGACAGCCGUUUUACAUGCUACUGCUCUUUCUAGUAGAUGCCUACAGUGGUGGUAACUCAGGAAAUUCAGCUCAAUUUACCGGCAUUGUACGUCUAGUACCAACUAAUCUAAAUAGAACGCUCUUAAAUCACAAAUUCUGAUGACAUUAACGAUACUAUUACCUUCAAGGUUCAUGCUUACAAUUUUUUAUGCAGUUUAAAAAGUAGUUUCUUCAUAAUUUGAUGCUAUGUGUAAAUUCUCCUCUCUUUAUCAAUCCUCAACAUUGCAGUUUGUAAAAUAUCUCAGAUUUAGGCCUAAAUGGGAGCUUGAAACUCCAUCUUCUGGUUCAUGUUUCCUUGAGACUUUACCACCCUGCAGAUCAAUGUUAUUCUCAUGUAUACCUUAAGUAAAGUGGUGCCUUUUGUGUUAGUAAGGCCAGUUAUGUAGCAGCUCUCAUUAAGGUGUAGCUUGUGCAACUAGAUUUAAAUGUAUGGUAAAGUAUAGCUUUAGCCUUAUAUCGUAGCCAUGGGAAUAACUCAGUGUAUUUAUGGGAGGAACUGUGUGUUAGUAUCGUACACACUAGUAAAGCCUAAUGUGAAAAGAUGCAAAACAGUCAAGUUGUUGAAUGACAUUAGCUUUAACUUCAGGGAACAGGAUGUUUAAGAUCUGAGCCUGAAUCAGGAGUCAUGGAUUAAUGGUCAGAAAUAGAAAAAAGUGAGAAGUUGACAUCUUUUCUUCACUUUACUCUUCAUCUCUUUUGUUGUAGUGUUUUUUUAUUCCCUCGUUUCUUUGUAAUUCAACAUAAAUACCAAACAAUCUGUUGUAAGAACUCAGUGCAUCUGUCAUCCAGAAUGAAAUGCUGAUGAAGGUUUAGGAGUUGGCUCUGAAGAGUUACUGUGGUUCCUAUAAAGUGUCCUGACUUGCCUUAUAUCAUAACCCUGUCACGCUGUCACCUCUACCUCACCAUCACCUCUGGGGCUGGGGAUUUAAAACACUCUGUAAUGCAUCACAUGGUACUUAAACACUCAAUACUCUUACAAUAAUUAGAUGUUUGUUUUUUAAUAUGUAGAGAAUUAAUUGGAUGUCUGAUUGAGCUGUAUGAUGACACUAAAUUUAACCGAGAGUGUUUCUUUCUUUCACCUCCAGCCCUGAACACAUCACUGUUUGUCUGAUUGUGACUUCUCUGCACUGUUUAUUACAGCCAAAUGUACUGUAAUGGCUCUCUGAGGGUGAAUUUCAACACUGCUGUUAUAUAUGCAUGCAUCCGUACCUGUCACAGUUAAACUGUAAUAUAAUAUUGCAAAUGCAUAUGUUUUCAGUCAGGAUACAGUGCACAGCUUCUCUGUGAAGUUAGCAAAACAGUAGAUUACCUGUUGGUUAACUAUAGAAACGGAAAUGUGAUGUUUGUGUUUCUGAAGUGUUUUAAGUGCAAUGAUGCUAACGGCACUCCAUAUGGAUAUAGAUGUAUUUAUACAGUAUAUAUUUGAUAUUUGAUACAGUAUCAGUGUAGCAGUGUUUGCUUCACAAGUCACCAUUAACAAGUCUACUAAUUUACUAACAGCAGCUCCAGUGUUUCGUUACAAACGUGAUAAAGCUGUAGUCAGUUUAUUAGAGUUCUCUGUGUUAUUUCAGCUCGUGCUGUAAUUUGUUGGUGAAGUUCUGCCAAAAUUACCUCUUCGUUGCAUUUUAUCUCCCAUCUGUGCACUUCAGGAAAUUAGUUUUUCGGGAGAAUGUUCUACAAUCCUGUUCACAAUAUACUUGUCAUUAAAUUGCAAAAAGUAAACCA
This is a messenger RNA of Amphiprion ocellaris (clown anemonefish), 4377 nucleotides long. It is a transcript of the gene flot1a, whose product is annotated as flotillin 1a. The record is from RefSeq and is a predicted model, not a curated record. Gene Ontology annotation, cellular component: plasma membrane. Bases 182 to 1456 code for a protein of 424 amino acids. The transcript is spliced from 13 exons. Gene Ontology annotation, biological process: protein localization to plasma membrane; positive regulation of cell junction assembly; protein kinase C signaling. NCBI's taxonomy places the organism in Eukaryota, Metazoa, Chordata, Actinopteri, Pomacentridae.